Molecule: messenger RNA, 2363 nt
Organism: Amaranthus tricolor (Joseph's coat)
Lineage: Eukaryota; Viridiplantae; Streptophyta; Magnoliopsida; Caryophyllales; Amaranthaceae
Exons: 4
Coding region: 226-612 (128 amino acids)
Source: RefSeq, a predicted model, not a curated record
CUCCGAUCCCUUUGUUUCAUAACGCGCGUUGUACUUUUCAUUACCCUCUCAAAUCAGCCGAAACCCAUUCCCUAUCAAACAAAGUCAAAACCCUAUUUCUCUCACAAACCCACGAACAAACCGGAGCUUCUGCCGCCUUCUGCACACCGGAGCUUCUGCAGCCACGCUGCAGCGAUCAAACCCACGCCACCCUUCAGCCGCCUCUCAAACCCACGGCUGAUUGCAAUGGUGAAAGAUUUGGUUCCUUACAAUGGUGUCCUUAAUUUGGAGGGUCUUCAACGUCCCCUCUUGGCUAUUCAGGCAACAGGUCGCGAAGUAACCACAAAAAGCCGUACCUUCAAAUACCAAAAAAGAAAAACAAUCUUAACAAUGAAAACCGUGCGAUCGCAGAAAUGGGCUUAUGUUCGUAUAAUUGCCGGCACAAUUGCAGGAGGUAUUUUAGGGUUCUACGUUAUGCACCGCCUUGAAAUUAGUUACAAGGCAAAAUGGGAUGAGAGAUUGAAGAAGUAUCAAGAGGAAAAGAUGAGGAAAGAGGAGUCCCAAUUUUCAGAUGAAAAUUCUCUCUAUAUUUCUGAUAAUCCAUCUUCUCAGCUAAGUAAUGAACGAAAUUAGAUUUAAUUGAAUGAAUUAGGUAUCUGUUCAUCAUGUUGAAAUUAUUCUAGAGAUUUAAGCUAGUAUUGCAUUAAUCUUUGAGCUUUACACCCUAUAAUUUCAUUCACAGGUAUUUACUAGUAGAAUAUUUGAGAUUGGAUUUUGCAAGUACUAAACUAUGUAAUUUAACAAUUUUGCGAAAAUAAAUCUUGAUUUUGGCUCAAAUUGAAGUGUCCAAGAGUCAUAUUAAUUUAAUGUUACAAUGUUGAGAUUUGGAAAAUUGAGGUGGAUGGUGGAAUAAAGAGCUGAUUAAUCAUGUUACUGUUGAUUGAUGGAUCCGAGAGUCUUUCCAAGACAAAAGGCAAAGAUGAAGAGUAGAUAGGGGUAAACUGAUAUCGUCGUUCAUUAUAGGAAAUUGCAAUAAAAUUCUUGAUUUUUGCUAGUGAAGUACCCCCAUGCAAUCUCAUAGUCUUACCCAGUUGGGGCGCGUGAAAUGCCAUACCCAGUUGGCGAUACAAAUACGUCAUAGUCACUGCACCCAAGCAAUCUCAUCCUGAUCGGCAUUCACAGUAAGUAUAGGGUGAGGUCGCAUUUCAACUCUAGUCUUAUCCACCGAUAGUGUUGAAUUCACAAUAGCCAUGUAAUAGAUUGUAGACUGUGUCUCUAAAGACUGAGACCGGUGGCACAUGUGCAUAAUUUCACCAACGUUGAUACUUCCGCUAGUGAAGUACCCCUUCCUUUGCAGCUCAGACAUGGGCUCUCCAAAUAGACCAGCCAGCACGAGCUUCCACUCACCAUCAGCGGGUUCAGCGGGGAGUGAACCUUCAAAUACCUAAAAUGCGUUGCACGUUGUGCAACAUUAUGGUCAUCUCCCCGCAGGGAAUGUGGAAGGUGUUGGUAUCCGACUGCCACCUCUCAACAAAGGCCAUAAUUAAAGCACUAUCAAUGUGCUGGUGCAUAAUGUAUGGCAGACGACCAAGGGGAGUGGCAGGUAAAACUCUGUACAGCUCAUUAGACAUAUCUUACAGUCUGAUGAUCGCCUGAAGCAACUUCUUCCUAGUACGACACUUCAAAAUCGAAGGCGUACGCUCAAAGCCCUCAAAAAUAACCUUAGAUAUGUGCCCCCUAGAUGGGUAUCAAGCGGGCGUCAGUGGGGCCCCCAGGCUGGGGUGAUGUGAUAAGUCAUUUCGUGUCGGUGGAUUGUGGGCGCCUCCUUCCCCGUGGAGCUGCAUCGUCAACUUGGUUGUCUUCUGCAUGAUCGAAAGCACCUGCCGUACUAGGGCCUGCCCGUGUAAACUUAUCGGCAUGCCCUCACACGACCGUCUAAUCCACUGGCUGACCAAUAGAGCCUUCGCAGUCACUAUCCUCAUCACUGGAGCCCACCAAAUCACUCUGUAGGUUCGUUUGCUCCUCAAAAUGAGUACGCACUUGGUGCAACGUACUCGAACGUUGGGCCUGACUAUGUCUGGCCGCCUGUUCCUGCCUAGCCCGCCGAGCGGAACUCGUAAACCCCCUUUCACGAGGGUACCCUCUCAGUAUGGUCAGUCUAGAACUAUUCCCACUCAACAAGCCUCUAAAAAAAAACCCUUUCCUCUUUCUUGGUUACUAGCCAUUUACUACAAUUUUGAUAAUUUAAUUAACUAUUAAUAAUUGAUUAAAAUAAUAAAAUAUUACGUUAAGUUAAUUACAUGAAUAAAAAAUCAUAAUUAAUUAACAUAUUAAUUCAUGAUUGGAAACGAUUACUUAAUUAACAUUAAUAAAUUCCCGACACU